This is a messenger RNA of Colletotrichum phormii, 2199 nucleotides long. Its product is annotated as DIE2/ALG10 family protein. Lineage: Eukaryota; Fungi; Ascomycota; Sordariomycetes; Glomerellales; Glomerellaceae. Gene Ontology annotation, molecular function: dolichyl pyrophosphate Glc2Man9GlcNAc2 alpha-1,2-glucosyltransferase activity. The coding region runs from base 1 to 2199 and encodes 732 amino acids. The record is from RefSeq and is a predicted model, not a curated record. Gene Ontology annotation, cellular component: endoplasmic reticulum. Gene Ontology annotation, biological process: protein N-linked glycosylation; dolichol-linked oligosaccharide biosynthetic process. The transcript is spliced from 5 exons.
AUGAAGGCCGUUGAAGCCUUUGUUGACGGACUCAACAUCCUGUCAGUCGUCGUUCUUUACUCUCUACUAUGGCUCAUCACUCCCAAGAUGCCCAACCCUGACCCCUCGGGUCCCAAGACAAACAAGAUUUAUGAUGUGCUUAUGCGCGUCUCGUACAUCAUCAUGUUCAUCUUCGGUUGGAUCUGGUGCAGCAAUGUCAUGGCCCAAGUUAACAAGCCAUACCUAGAUGAGAUCUUCCACAUUCCUCAAGCCCAGAAGUUCUGUCAGGGAAGAUGGAACGAGUGGGAUGACAAAAUUACCACCCCUCCCGGCUUGUACAUCUUGUCCAAGUAUUACCUACAAGUGAUGAUGAGACCCGGCUGCUCCGUCCUCGACCUCCGGGGCGUCAACAUCAUCGCCGUCCUCGGCGUCGGCAUCCUCGCAACCCACUGCCGCCACCUCCUCGAGACCCGUCGCCCCAACGCAAACUCACCGGCACCACCAGCCGUGCUUUCCUUCCACUCGAUUCACUUGGGCUGGAAUAUCGCCCUCUUCCCCGUUCUCUUCUUCUUCUCAGGUCUGUACUACACUGACGUCGUCUCAACCUUGUCGGUCCUUGUCGCCUACUAUCACCACCUCCACCGCGUCCGCGAGGAGCGCAGCUCUUUCUUGAGUGACUGGACUACCAUUGUCCUCGGCGUCUUGACGCUUGUCAUGAGACAGACUAAUGUCUUUUGGGUGGUCGUGUACAUGGGCGGCUUGGAAGCCGUCGCCGCUGCAAAGUCUCUGCGCCCUGAUCCGGUGGCCAAGCCUAGUAUGACAACACUUGGCGAGGUUAUGAAGUUCUACGCAUGGAGGUACUCUGUCGGGGAUGUCCACGAUCCGCCUCUAAACACUGCCUGGCCAGAUGACUUGUUCUUUUCCGCCCUGAGCAUCGGCAUCGCGGCCCUGGCAAACCCUCUUCGCGUACUAAAGAAGAUCUAUCCGCACAUCAUCACGAUAGCCCUCUUCGCCGGCUUUGUUGCCUGGAACGGCGGCGUUGUACUCGGUGAUAAAUCCAACCAUGUCGCAACAAUCCACCUCGCCCAAAUGCUCUACAUCUGGCCCCUCUUCGCUUUCUUCUCCUUCCCUAUAUUUCUUCCUUCCGCCGUGGGAGUCCUCCGUUUCGUCCAUGGUCUCUACUGCACCAUCUUCAAGUCAAGCGCAACCAACCCUCAAGUAUCUAACAACAGUACCCCCGGUCGCAAGCACGCUCUCGGCGGACUUGCGCAAGACAGCUCCUCAAAGAAACAAAAACUCCAAAACCAAGACUCGACAGAACAACACACCUCAGCAACCACCCCCUCAGCUUCCCUCAUCCUCACCGCCGUCCAAAACCUUAUCGGAUCCAAACUCUACAACCUCCUCCUAACACCCGCCCUCAUCAUCCUAACCCUCCUCGUCGUCAGAUUCAACACCAUCAUCCACCCCUUCACCCUCGCAGACAACAGACACUACAUGUUCUACAUCUUCCGCUACACGAUCCGCCGCCCGGGCCUGUUCCGCUACUGCCUCGUCGUCCCCUACACCCUCGCCCGCUGGCUAUGCUGGGACGCCCUCGGCGGCUGCGGCCAGGGUGGGUUCCUCUCGGACCACACUGUGGAUUGCUCGGGGCGGUACACCGCGCUUCGUCCCGGACCAUGGCAGAAUAACCCAUUUAGCACCACAACCCCAUACAGCGAAGGAAAGCCCCCAGCAACAGAGCCCUUGGACGACUCUGAACCCAUCACAGCCGCAGAAGGAAAAGAGACCAAGGAUCGUCACAACCCGUACGCGAUCAUCACUCUCGCCGAUCAGACCUCAUACACAACAGAACCAACCGCCUCGUCAACCGCAAUCCUCCUCCUCCUCGCAACGACCCUCUCGCUCAUGACGGCUCCCCUCGUCGAACCGCGCUACUUCAUCCUCCCCUGGGUCUUUUGGCGCAUCCUCGUCCCGGCGUGGAAGCUCCACGAUCACGCAGGCACAUAUCCAGCGCUAUCAAAGAUGGAAUGGGUCCCUGUUCUAGGCUCGUUGGUCAGGUUCGGGAAGAAGUUUGAUAUGCGACUCGUUCUGGAGACUCUCUGGUUCGUGCUAGUCAACUUAGUUACCAUGUACGUAUUCCUCGCCAAGCCGUAUCUGUGGAGAGCAGAGGACGGCAGGGUCUUGGAAAAUGGUCGGAUGCAGCGGUUCAUGUGGUAG